Molecule: messenger RNA, 465 nt
Organism: Syngnathoides biaculeatus (alligator pipefish)
Lineage: Eukaryota; Metazoa; Chordata; Actinopteri; Syngnathiformes; Syngnathidae
Gene: golga7bb
Product: golgin A7 family, member Bb
Exons: 4
Coding region: 16-465 (149 amino acids)
Biological process (GO): protein targeting to membrane; peptidyl-L-cysteine S-palmitoylation
Cellular component (GO): palmitoyltransferase complex
Source: RefSeq, a predicted model, not a curated record
CACAGCCUCCAGGAGAUGAGGCGCAGCGCUUCCCUGGUGAUGAAGGUGUUCGUACAGAGGGACUACAGCGAGGGGACCCUCUGCCGCUUCCAGACCAAGUUCCCCCCUGAACUGGACAACAGGAUCGAGCGGAACUUGCUGGAGGAAACGGUGAAGACCCUGAACUCCUACUACGUGGAAGCUGAAAAAAUCGGAGGCCAGUCGUACCUGGAGGGAUGCCUGGCUUGUGCCACGGCAUACGUCAUCUUUCUCUGCAUGGAGACGCGCUAUGAAAAAGUUUUGAGGAAGAUCACGAGCUACAUCCAGGAUCAAAACGAGAAAAUCUAUGCUCCGCGAGGGCUGUUGCUCACCGACCCCAUCGAGAGGGGAAUGCGAGUUCUGGAAAUCAGCGUUUUCGAGGACCGAGGCUCAGGUAGCUCCAGCCCCAGCAGCGGCGGGUUGUCGACGGCGGGUAGCACUCGGUGA